CAAAGCUUACCCAUCAUCAACAAUCUCAACCACCCAAACCCGAGCUAGCUAGAGCAAGGCCUUUACCAUCUUUUGCAGAAAUUAAGCUGUUCUUAAGUAUCGUCAUGAAGAACCCAAUUACUAUUAGCAGCUUUAGGGUUCCUAGUUUGUUUGUUAUAACUUUGUUGGGCUCAUGCAUGGUUGUGACUCCUCAAUUAACUAAAGAUUUCUAUUCAAGUACGUGUUCAGACGUGCUAAAGGUUGUACGGAGAGAGGUCCAAAAUGCCAUUAAAGCUGAAACUCGCAUGGCGGCUUCUUUGCUUCGGCUUCACUUUCAUGACUGCUUUGUAAAUGGUUGUGAUGGAUCGGUGCUGCUGGAUGGAAGCGAUAGCGAGAAGCUUGCAAUUCCAAACCGGAACUCAGCGAGAGGAUUCGAAGUGGUGGACGCCAUUAAAAGUGCUGUGGAGAGUUCAUGCAGUGGAGUUGUUUCGUGCGCUGACAUUCUUGCGAUUGCUGCUCGAGAUUCGGUGCUCUUGAGUGGGGGAAAUGGGUGGAGUGUGUUACUGGGAAGAAGGGAUGGAUUGGUGGCAAACCAGACGGGAGCCAACUCGGCCCUUCCUGCUCCCACCGACACCCUUGACGCCAUCGCCACCAAAUUCGCCGCCGUCGACCUCAACCUCACCGACGUUGUCCUUCUUUCGGGUGCUCACACAAUUGGAUCAGCAAGAUGCGCCUCCUUUAGCGACAGACUUUCCGACUUCAACGACACCGGCGCUCCGGACAGCACCAUGGACGCCAACCUGGUGACUCAGCUGCAAAGCGCGUGCCCGACCACCGGUGACGGCAACAACACCGCCCCACUCGACGUGAACUCCAUCGACUUAUUCGACAAUCAUUACUUCCAGAACUUGCUUGUCGGAAAGGGCCUUCUCCAUUCUGACCAAAUCCUCUUCUCUGGUGACGAACCUGCCGUAUCGACGACCAAGAGUUUGGUUCAAUUCUACAGCAGCAACGCCGGCCUUUUUCUGGAUCACUUCACGGCUUCCAUGAUCAAGAUGGGAAACAAAAGCCCUUUAACCGGGUCGGCCGGUGAGAUCAGGAAGAACUGCAGGGUGGUGAAUUCAUAGACAUUGCAGUGAAGUUAAAUGAAAUCAAUCGGUCGGUUGGCAGAGGAAUAAAGAAAGAUGAAUGUCUAUCGAUUAAUUUAGAUGGUGCUAAGGUUGUCGGCUAUGUAAUCAAGUUCGUGUCUGAAACUGUUAAUGAUUUAGGUUUCAUGAAAUGUCAAAUGUAUGUGUGAUACAACAAUAAAUAAGAAAACCGAAAGAAGUUUGAAGUCCUAA
Molecule: messenger RNA, 1319 nt
Organism: Diospyros lotus (date-plum)
Lineage: Eukaryota; Viridiplantae; Streptophyta; Magnoliopsida; Ericales; Ebenaceae
Product: peroxidase 59
Exons: 4
Coding region: 105-1106 (333 amino acids)
Biological process (GO): hydrogen peroxide catabolic process; response to oxidative stress
Molecular function (GO): peroxidase activity; heme binding
Source: RefSeq, a predicted model, not a curated record